Molecule: messenger RNA, 1443 nt
Organism: Bufo gargarizans (Asiatic toad)
Lineage: Eukaryota; Metazoa; Chordata; Amphibia; Anura; Bufonidae
Gene: CHRNB4
Product: cholinergic receptor nicotinic beta 4 subunit
Exons: 6
Coding region: 1-1443 (480 amino acids)
Biological process (GO): regulation of membrane potential; chemical synaptic transmission; signal transduction
Cellular component (GO): neuron projection; postsynaptic membrane; synapse
Molecular function (GO): acetylcholine-gated monoatomic cation-selective channel activity; transmembrane signaling receptor activity
Source: RefSeq, a predicted model, not a curated record
AUGGAGGAUCUGACCGCCCUGCUUUUUGUGACCGCUCUCCUCCUGGUAGACUGUGACAAAGCAGCGGAUUCAGAAGAGAGAUUAAUGAACACUCUUUUAAGGAAAGAUAGAUAUAAUAAACUCAUCCGUCCAGCUUAUAAUAAUACACAGCGGGUCUCCAUUCAACUCCAGUUGUCUUUGGCUCAACUCAUCAGUGUGAAUGAAAGAGAGCAAAUCAUGACAACUAAUGUGUGGCUCAAUCAGGAAUGGGUAGAUUAUCGUUUGACGUGGAACCCAGCUGAAUAUGAUGGCAUAAGAAAGCUUCGCAUCCCAUCGAAACAGAUCUGGCUGCCAGACAUUGUGCUUUACAAUAAUGCUGAUGGAACAUAUGAAGUCUCCCUGUUCUGCAAUGCAGUGGUGCAAAAUAAUGGCAGCAUUGCUUGGCUACCUCCAGCCAUUUACAAAAGUGCAUGCAAAAUUGAAGUUAAGCAUUUCCCCUUUGAUCAGCAGAACUGCACUUUGAAAUUCCGUUCUUGGACUUACGAUUACACGGAAAUUGAUCUUGUACUUUCCUCACACUCGGCCAGUAUGGAUGAUUUCACACCAAGUGGAGAAUGGGAUAUUAUUAAACUUCCUGGAAGGAGAACUGUUAAUCCUCUCGAUCCGACCUAUGUUGAUGUUACCUAUGAUUUUAUCAUCAAAAGAAAGCCUCUCUUCUAUACCAUUAAUUUGAUUAUACCCUGCAUCCUUAUUACCUCACUAGCAAUAUUGGUGUUCUAUCUGCCAUCUGACUGCGGACAGAAGAUGACUCUAUGUAUAUCCGUUCUUCUAGCGCUGACUGUAUUUCUGCUUUUAAUUUCUAAAAUAGUCCCGCCAACUUCUCUUGAUGUUCCUCUCAUUGGAAAAUACUUGAUGUUUACAAUGGUGCUGGUGACAUUUUCCAUAGUCACUAGUGUAUGCGUCCUAAAUGUCCACCACAGAUCUCCGAGUACGCACACAAUGCCACUAUGGGUAAAAAAAUGUUUUUUGGAAAAACUUCCAGUCUUCCUUUUUAUGAAACGUCCAGAGCACAAUUUACCCGGUCGUAAACCACGGGGAAAACUCUUGACGAAACAGAUGGACUCAUGUAAAAACUCUGGUUGUCUUGUGAAUGCUGCAACAGCAAGACCACAUGAUUUGAGAGUUAAUGAACAGGUGGAACAUCAUAGAAAUCCAGAUUUCCGAUACAGACACUCUAGAAAGUUUUCUCCACAGGUUCAAGAAGCAAUGGAGGGUGUGAGCUUCAUAGCAGAUCACAUGAAAAGUGACGAUGAAGACCAAAGUAUUAUUGAAGAUUGGAAGUAUGUUGCCAUGGUUGUGGACAGACUCUUUCUAUGGAUUUUCAUCAUUGUAUGCGUCGUAGGAACUGUUGGACUUUUCAUGCAGCCUCUGCUAUAUAACCAGACACCAACUGGAAGUCAUUAG